Messenger RNA from Acaromyces ingoldii, 1359 nucleotides. RefSeq names its product MFS general substrate transporter. The annotation marks the transcript as partial. Gene Ontology annotation, molecular function: transmembrane transporter activity. Gene Ontology annotation, biological process: transmembrane transport. Lineage: Eukaryota; Fungi; Basidiomycota; Exobasidiomycetes; Exobasidiales; Cryptobasidiaceae. The record is from RefSeq and is a predicted model, not a curated record. The transcript has 6 exons.
ACGCCGCUUCCCAUGAUUCAGCUCCUGGUACUCUGCGUCAUGCGCCUUAGCGAACCGAUGGUCUUCACCUCAAUUCUUCCAUUCAUUGCGCAGAUGCUUCAUGAGAAUAUGCCACAAGUGCCAAAACGAGAGCUGGGAUAUUAUGCCGGCCUCAUCGAGUCCGUCUUUGCCUUAGUCCAGGUUGGCUGCGUCUUCUUCUGGGGUCGCGCCUCGGAUUCUUUCGGCCGCAAGCCCGUCUUGCUCAUCGGCCUCGUCGGCACCUUCGUGUCCGUCAACGCCUUUGGACUGGCCAAGACGCUGCCCCAGAUGAUUCUCGCUCGGUCCCUUGCCGGUGUCAUGAAUGGAAACGUGGCGGUGAUCAAGUGCGUGCUGGGCGAGCUGUGCGACGAGACGAAUCAGGCGAGAGCCUUCUCCUUUAUACCGCUCAGCUACGCGGUGGGGUCGAUCCUUGGCCCGAGCAUCGGUGGUUGGCUGAGCCAUCCGGUGGAAGGGUUUCCUUUCCUCUUUGGACGAUCGAUAUUCCUGGCUGAGAACCCAUACUGGCUCCCUUGCUUCUGCGUAUCGCUGUUCAACGUCGCAGGUUUCUUGACCGGGUUCUUUUUUCUUAAAGAGACCCUUCCAGCCCGCAGAGGCGAUCGCCAGUCGCCGACUCUGUGCUCGGAUGGUGACCAGGAACACAACGGUGGCGAAACGCCACGGAUCGAGAAGCCAUCGCUGUUGGAGCUUCUGAAGCCCAACGUUGUCGCGACGCUCGCCAAUGCCUGUCUCAUCAACUUUGUCAACAUCUGCUACAUCUCUGUGCUUCCCCUCUUCUGCUGCAAGUCUGCCCCGGCGUCCUGGACAUUCCGAAAAACCUCUUACAUUGGACAUCUGCUUGCCGUGAAUGGCUGCAUCACCAUCUUCAUCCAGCUCUUUGUAUUCCCGCGGCUCAACAGGUACAUGGGCGGUCCGCACACCGUGUUGCGAUGGUGUCUCAUCACGCUCCCCUUCGUCUUUCUUUGCUUUCCCCUCGCCCAUGACGCCGCCCGCCGGUAUGGACGAGGGGCGACGAUGGGAGCGAUUGGAUUACUUCUCUUCUUCAAAGCGGCUGGUUCCAUGAUGGUUGUCAGCUCGACCAUCUGCAUCAACAAUGUCAUUCCCACCCGCGACGCUCUCGGCACCAUCAACGGAUUCAAUCAGAGCCUUGGAUCCCUUGCCCGGGCGGUGGGUCCGACGGCGUCGACAAGCCUCUUUGCCUGGUCCAUCAGCCAUCCUCAGAUACUCAAUGGCCAGCUCGUCUGGCUGGCCUUGGCCAGCGUUUCCAUCGCCACCUGGCGAGUCUCUGGGCUGAUGCACGGUGCCAACGAGAUCCAGUGGCGG